Molecule: messenger RNA, 1329 nt
Organism: Onthophagus taurus
Lineage: Eukaryota; Metazoa; Arthropoda; Insecta; Coleoptera; Scarabaeidae
Source: RefSeq, a predicted model, not a curated record
AUGAUAUGCUUGUAUUGUCCAGAAAUUCUUCCUACCAUUAGAUCGUUAGAGAACCAUUGCAGUAAAGUACACAAUCAAGGACUAAUUUACGAAUGUUUCACUUGCAAUAAACGCUUUUCAUCUAUAAUCGAUCGUAGAUUACAUUUACGUCAAAAUCACAGCGGUUCUAUUAUCGUUUGUAAAUAUUGUAAAGAGUCUUUAACUAACGAAAUAAAAGCGAAUAUGCACAUUUUAAAUUGUACUGCAAGAUUAAAAAUAAGUUACGAAUGUUUUACUUGUAAUGACCAGUUUGAAACGACGAACGAACGGAAACACCAUUUACUUUUAAUACAUGAAUCUUAUUCACAAUACUGUGAAGAACAGGACGAAAUAAUUUGUGUAAUUGAUUCGGAAAAUGAUUUCGAUGAUGAUCUUUUGAAACCACUUCACUCUGAUUAUGAAGAUAUUUGCAAUGAUAUUGAAACGUUCGAGGGUACAACAAGUACUCCAAAUGAAAGUCUUUAUUACAGUAUUCGAGAUGAUGUACAGUCUAAACAAAGAUCGCCAAAAUGGUGCUCGUAUUGCCCCACUCAAUUUGAUACCAUUUUUGGAUUAAUAUCACACACAAAAAAGGUGCACAAUACUUUAUUAAUACAUGAAUGUUAUAGUUGCGAUAAAAUUUUCCAUUGUGUAAGCGAUCGACAAAUUCAUAUGCGUAAGGUGCAUGGUGUAACAAAAAAAGGAAAUAUCAUGUGUAAAUAUUGUCAAAUGAUCUCUCUAGAAUCUAACAUGAUUAUACAUUAUUUUCAAUGUAAAAGAGAAUAUUGGUUAAAAACUGGUGGUUUGAAUGAAAAUGUAUGCGCAAGUUCAAAUGACGAUGUGGAUAAUACUCAUAUCUUAACUCAUAAAGAUACAUCUAGCGAUUCUAAUGAAGUAACCGAUGAUGAAAUGACUGAAAUUGUUAAUCAAUCGCAAAAUACUGAACCAGAUUCGGAAAUAUUAAAUCAAUCUUCAGAUUUUUCGUCUUCUUUAUCUCAAUUGUAUUCUACUUACGAUUUGACAGUAUGCAAAGUGGUAUUGAAAGACGUGUUUAAAUGUAGUGAGAUGGAUUAUGACGAAACUAGUGAAAUUUGUGAAAGUAAUCAUAAUGAUGAAUCUAAUGAGAAUGAAGAUGAAGAGGAUAAUGAAGACGAAGAUAUACUGAAUAGUUCGGAAGGAAACAAAUCUGGAUCGAUGAUUAAAGUUAGUUUUAAAAGUACAAAAUUAAAUGAAUCUCAAAAUAAUGAUGGACGACAUAUUUUAAUCCAUCAACAAAUAAUUUUGAUGCCUGAAGCAAAUGGUGAUAAAUAA